AUGGAGCUGCGCAGCGGAGCGAUUCUCCCCGGCCCCGUGCCCGUCCCCAUAACGGCGGCGGAGCAGCACGCGGACGGGUGGUUCCGCGAGGGCGUGCGCCUGGUGUUUGCGCGCUGGACUGCGCUGCAGCUGGCGGUGGAGAAUCAGUGGGGCGGCGGAAGGAGCGCGGAGAAGGCGCAACACAUGCAGGCGGACCUGGUGCAUUUCUGCUACAGCAAGCGCGGAGCGGUGUACGGGGACGAGCUGGAGGAGUGGCUGGACGAGGCGACGGUGAGGGACUUCAACAUGGAGGUGGAGGAUGGGAGCCUCAGAGAGGUGGCAGAUAAGGUAGUUGAGGUGUUCAAGGCUUGUCGAGACGGCAGUUUCACUCUCGUGCAGCAGCUGCAAGCAGAGGAGGCAGCCGCUGCUGCCAAGGGAAGGCGAGCGGCACUGCAGCAGAGCAAAGCGGCAAACCGCAACGCAUACAGCGAUGACAGUGAUUCUGACGUGGAGGAAGUGGGGAACGGAGGAGCCAUGGAUGAAGAUGCGCCAGGAAGGGGUGCUGGGAUGGGAGCUUCUGGUUCGGGAUCGCAUAGAGCUGCUAAAGAAACUCCUCCGGAGCCGUUGCUGACACAAGAGGAGGUGGCCGACGGUCGACAGUUUCGUGCUGCACCCCUAGCCAGAAACGCGGAGAGUAUCGGGGAGCAGAGGUACUCCAGAAGAGAACCUACAGCAGCCGCUCUUGCUUCACAAGGCGAUGUCUCUACCGAGGGCUUGGAGCUGACUGAGGAAAACGUUGAGAAGGUUCUUGACGAGGUUCGACCGUACUUGAUGGCGGACGGCGGCAAUGUGGAACUGUACGACAUUGACGGUCUCGUCGUGAAGCUGCGGCUUCAGGGUGCGUGUGGCUCGUGCCCGAGUUCCACAAUGACCAUGAAGAUGGGGAUCGAACGGAGGUUGAUGGAGAAGAUUCCAGAAAUAGUCUCUGUCGAGCAGAUCACGGACCAAGAGACGGGCCUUCCACUGGACGAGGAGAAUGUGGAAAAGGUGCUGUCCGAGAUCAGGCCAUAUUUGGUAGGAACGGGUGGUGGGGAGCUGACUCUUGUGAAGAUUGAUCCGCCGAUUGUGAAGGUCAGGAUCGAUGGGCCCGCAGCAGGAGUAAUGACGGUCAGAGUGGCUGUUACUCAAAAGCUCAGGGAGAAAAUUCCAUCGAUUGCUGCUGUACAGUUGCUUUGA
Messenger RNA from Closterium sp. Naga37s-1, 1215 nucleotides. Lineage: Eukaryota; Viridiplantae; Streptophyta; Zygnematophyceae; Desmidiales; Closteriaceae. The record is from the annotation of a GenBank genome assembly.